UUUAUAAUAUUAUAUACUUAAUAUCAACUCAUUAUUUUAUAUUGGCUAUAUAGCUCAGUGGAUAGAGCGGAUGUCUCUCGGUGGUUUCGUAGAAUUCAGCUGUCGGUUCAAAACCUUUCAGCGUGAUUUUUUUUCUUUAUUAUAUAUUUUUUUUUAAUAUUUUGCAUAAGUAGAAUCUAGAUCUAAAUAUGAUAAUUUUAAUUUUCAAUGACAUUCUUGUCUUUUUUUAUAGUUUUAUAAUUCGGUAAAAAAUUUUACACUCAAUAAUUUUUUAACAUUCAGGUAUGCUAGUGGAAGAUUUAGGACGCCACAACCGGCUUGGUUUACGUUUUAUAGCUGGCUGAGGUAUUCUGUAAAGCUGGAUGGGGUCUUUUGUGCCCCGUGUUUUCUAUUUUCUGGCUCUGAUCCCCGCAGCAAGGCACUGACAACAACUGUAGUUACAGACUGGAGUAACAUAAAAAAGAUUUUAGAUAAGCACGGGAAAUCUGAUAUUCAUAUCUCUAGUUCAAUUGCUGCAGAAAACUUUGUAGCGAUACAGAAUCGACAACAAAAGGAUAUUGAGUGCAGUAUAUCCUCAGCAUAUAAUGCUUUGGUUGAGAAAAACCGAAAAAUUAUGGCAUUGAUUGUCGAUACCCUUAUGCUUUGUGGAAAGCAAAAUAUUCCAAUCCGUGGUCACCGCGAAGAUGCUGAUUCUGACAGAAAGGGGAACUUUCAAGCACUACUAGAAUUUCAGGCUAAAAAUAAUCCAGUUCUGAAAGACCAUCUGGAAAAUGGAGACCCAAGGACGCGCUACACUUCUCCAAAGAUUCAGAACGAGAUAAUUGCCAUAUGUGGCAAACUUAUUUCUGAUGAAAUCGUCACCGAAUGUAAUCAGUCUCAAAUGUUCAGCCUGAUAGCAGACGAGGCAACAGACUGCGCUACAAUGGAGCAAAUGGCUCUUUGUGUGCGAUAUCUGAAGGACAGCGAGAUCAGGGAAGAAUUCCUUGGUUUCUCCGAGUGCAAGAGUACCACGGGGGAGGCAUUGGCUAACGCCUUUCUUGAAAACCUCAGAUGUUUAGGAGUACAGAUGGACUAUAUAAGGGGUCAGGGAUACGACGGGGCCUCAAAUAUGUCCGGGUUAUAUAGAGGUGUCCAAGCCAGGAUCCGCCAACAAUAUCCUGAGGCAGUUUAUACCCAUUGCAAGGCCCAUUGCUUGAACUUAGCAAUUGUCCACGCAUCCAACUGCACGUAUGUUAGAAAUAUGAUGGCCACGGUGCAGACAGUAGCGUUUGCUUUUAACAUGUCCGCAAAACGUUUGCUAAAUUUUCAAGAAACUCUCGGAUGUGACCCCACCAGCCGUGAAGAAAUGGAAGAGCGACAGAAGCUUCAGUCGUUAUGUGAGACACGUUGGGCAGCUAGGGCCGAUGCUCUUCACACGUUUUUAUGCUCAUACAGGUAUCACUGUGUUUGAUACAUUCAAUAUAAGCAUAAAUUAUGAAUUCUUUGCCGAGAUGCUUUAAUGACAAAUGUCUUACAUUAAACACAUAUCUAUUGAAAUAAAACAUGUGUGUAUUAAAUGAUGAAAUAUUUACGCAUUUAAUUAUUUUAUAUAUAUUUAUAUAUGUUUGAUUCAAAUUCAAUUUUGUUUAAGAACUGUAGUAACAUCACUGGAGGACAUGGGUACGAAU
Molecule: messenger RNA, 1667 nt
Organism: Ruditapes philippinarum (Manila clam)
Lineage: Eukaryota; Metazoa; Mollusca; Bivalvia; Venerida; Veneridae
Product: zinc finger MYM-type protein 1-like
Exons: 2
Coding region: 614-1450 (278 amino acids)
Source: RefSeq, a predicted model, not a curated record